UUGAGCGUUGCGCAGCCAUUGCACCCGUGGGCGCUGGCGUUGCAAGCAGCCGCGUAUGAUGGCACUGUGGGCACUUGGUGCCCUUCAGCUCGCUCUCGCAGGCUGGCGCCCUGGUCGAUAGAUGCCGGCCAAAACGCAAGCGAACGUAAGCGGCAUAGCGCAGGCCCCAGUGGCGAAGCUCGCAUCCAAUCGCCGGUCGUCAUCCAGACAAGGGCCCACUUGCUCGCUAGCCACACGGCCGUCGCCCGCUGACUUGUGCGUGCCUUUCAAAUCGUCCCAACCCUCCCCUCCUGCUCCUCUCGCCUGCACCCAAGCUCUCCUACAUUCAAGACAUCUACUCCGCCUCACACCGCGCCUCUAGUCAAUACUCUCGCCUCUCGCACCCUCGACCGCCGUCUCUGACGCUCUCACACUAUACGUUACACACCCGAGGACCCGCCCCCUGCCGGCUU
Messenger RNA from Didymella exigua CBS 183.55, 452 nucleotides. RefSeq lists its product as uncharacterized. Lineage: Eukaryota; Fungi; Ascomycota; Dothideomycetes; Pleosporales; Didymellaceae. The transcript has a single exon. The record is from RefSeq and is a predicted model, not a curated record. Bases 122 to 361 code for a protein of 79 amino acids.